UUUUGUGGUUUAGUUUUUUUCUCCAUUUCUUUCGUUGGUCACAACAAAUUAUAAAAAUUUUAUUGCAGUUAUUAUAACACAGGUUGGGCGCGUACAACGCAACGACAACGCCCAUACAAAUUAAUUGAAUCAUAAACAACAUUAUUAAAACUAAAAUAUUUCGAAUCAAUUUAUAUAAAAAGUAUAAUUUUAUUUAGAAAUAAAUUUAUCACUGCACACAAUUUUUAAAUCUAACGAUAUUCAAGUGAAAUUGUAAGGCUUCAAUAUGAAUUACGGUCGUAAAACUCCAUCAACUUAUCGUUCCAAUCCGUCUGUGUAUUCACAUACCACUGGGAGAUCAUCAACAAAUCUACAUUCCAUAAAGUCCCGUUCAACACGUUCCGUGCGUAUUCCUUGGUAUCAACGACCCAUAUUGCAGAAUAAUCAGUAUAUUGACAUACAAAAGAGUUCCAUGCUUAUUGGGCUCUUUGCCAUAUUUUUAGCUUUAUUUACCAUUGGCACCUCAAUAUUUGAUAUCUAUUCUUUGGCUAUGGCUGCGCCGGGCUCAACGCAUUAUGGCUACUAUAUAAUAUCGUAUGAAUUCGUUUAUGUUGGCAAUAAACAUGUGCGUAACAUGCUAAUCGUAUUUGCUUUAUUUUCGUUAAUACUGGGCUUUAUAGUAUUAUUUACUAGUAUUUUACUUGUGAUUGCUUUAAGAAAAGAAUAUGAACGUAAAGUGAUGCCUUGGCUUUGGUCCUUUGCAGUGUUUACCAUUUGGCGGAGUUUAGCAUUAAUAUUCUUUGCCAUCGUAAAUGAUUUGUAUUUUGUUUAUAACGUUAUGAUGGUAUUCCUUUGGAGCCUCUUUCUCAUUAUAUCAAUAUAUGGUUGGUGUGUUGUGUACUCUUUGUUCUUAGAGUUGACAAAUUUGACUAAAUUAGAGGAUUUGGCACAUUUAAGGAUGGGCACAAUGGCUUCGUUACAUGCUUCUGCUGCUAAUUCAUUAGCAGGUUCCCGUCCAACUACACCUCAUAGCACUGUCUCUACUAUGCCAGUGGGUUAAAUUCGAAAACAAAAAAAAUUAUUUCAAAAUAUGUCAGUAGUAUAUAUCUCAAAGUCAAAGUUAGAUCAAAAAGAAUAUUAAACAAAGGAAGCAUCAUCAACAAAAUAAUGUAUACCAAUUAUAAGUUAUAGGUUAUUUAAUUUUAAUAUUGUAUAUGCUCUCCGUGAAAAGAAUCAGAAAUAUUUAUGCAUUCCAUUAUUUUCUCAUUCAAAAAUUAUACACAAAACAAAAUUUAACAUAAACAAUAAGUUAUUUAUAUUACAAUAAUAGUUAUUGUAGUCACACCGUUUUUGUAGAAAUAUUCUUAUAAAUGGUGGAACUCUUAACGAGUAUUGUGAAUUUUGAUGUGGAAGCUUUGAGCAUUUUAAUGUUCGAAUAUGAUUGUAGCGAGUACAAUCAUAAUGUUAUUUACACAAUUUCGAAUUGAUGCAUUCUCUAUAUUUAAUUCUAUAUUUCAAACCGUUUAAAUACGUUCUACAAUCUUUUGUCAUUUGAAAAUAAAAAAUAUACAUAUUAUUUUUUAAUUACUACUGCAUAUAUGUAAAUCUAAGUUAAACGAAUUAAUUAUAAGUUUAUAUACUAUGUACAAUCCAUAAUAUAUAUUAGUUUAAAAUAAUAAUAGUAAUUUGCAAUGC
This is a messenger RNA of Teleopsis dalmanni, 1674 nucleotides long. RefSeq lists its product as uncharacterized. The record is from RefSeq and is a predicted model, not a curated record. The transcript is spliced from 7 exons. Lineage: Eukaryota; Metazoa; Arthropoda; Insecta; Diptera; Diopsidae. Bases 266 to 1039 code for a protein of 257 amino acids.